AUGUGCCAACUUCAGGAGUGCAAGGCAGAUGUGCCCUUUGAGAAGCAGCACGAGAACAUCCAACGUGGAGACAUUAUCGGCGUCAUCGGUUUCCCUGGGCGAACAAACCCGAAGAAGGGUGGUGAGGGAGAACUGAGUAUCUUCGCGCGCGAGGUCAUUCUCCUCACGCCUUGCUUGAGGAUGUUGCCGACAGAGCACUUCGGCUACAAGGAUCAAGAACAGCGUCACCGUAACCGGUUCCUCGACCUCAUCAUGAACGACACGACCCGCGAUACUUUCAUCACCCGUUCUAAGAUUGUCAAGUACGUUCGCAAGUAUCUCGACGAGCGCGAUUUCCUUGAAGUGCAGACACCCAUGAUGAACAAGAUUGCAGGAGGAGCAACUGCGCGGCCAUUCAAGACAUACCACAAUGAGCUUGAUAUGGAACUGUUUAUGCGUAUCGCACCUGAGCUAUACCUCAAGCAAUUGGUCGUCGGUGGUUUGGAGAAGGUCUACGAGAUUGGUCGCCAGUUCCGAAAUGAGGGUAUCGAUCUCACUCACAACCCAGAGUUCACCACUUGCGAGUUCUAUAUGGCGUAUGCCGACUACAACGAUGUUCUGGAUAUGACAGAGGAGCUCGUUAGUGGCUUGGUCAAGGAGGUCACUGGAGGCUACGAGACAGUAUACCACACACAGUCUGGCGAGACAUACAACGUCAACUGGGCGCGGCCAUGGAGACGAGUCCAGAUGAUUCCAGCUCUCGAAGAGGCUACUGGAGAGAAGUUCCCCCCGGCAAACGAGCUACACACUACCGAGACGAAUGAAUUCCUCAAGCGCGUGCUGAAGAAGGUCAACGUGGACUGCUCAGAACCACGUACAAACGCGAGGAUGAUUGACAAGCUUGUCGGCGAAUUCAUCGAGGAGACUGCAAUUAACCCUACUUUUAUUGUCGGUCAUCCCGAGGUCAUGUCGCCACUUGCCAAGUACCACCGCGAUAUCCCCGGUCUUUGCGAGCGCUUCGAGGCAUUCGUCUGCAAGAAGGAGAUUUGCAAUGCCUACACUGAGUUGAACGACCCAUUUGACCAGCGUCUACGAUUCGAAGAGCAAGCCAACCAGAAGUCACAGGGUGACGACGAGGCACAGCUUAUCGACGAGACCUUCUGUCAAGCGCUAGAGUACGGCCUACCACCGACUGGUGGUUGGGGUAUGGGAAUUGACCGUCUUGUCAUGUUCUUGACAGACCACUACAGCAUCAAGGAGGUCCUCACCUUCCCAUUCAUGAAAGAUGUGGUCGAGGACAAGAAGCAGACUGCUGCUGAGGUCGUCGGUGUGACACCCAAGCCAGUAGAGGGUAUCCCACACAAAUAG
Messenger RNA from Plenodomus lingam JN3, 1347 nucleotides. Lineage: Eukaryota; Fungi; Ascomycota; Dothideomycetes; Pleosporales; Leptosphaeriaceae. The record is from RefSeq and is a predicted model, not a curated record.